CUUGACAACGCAUUCAUUUAGCUACUGAAGAUGCGCCAUAAUGGAUGGGCGCAUAUUAUUUUUUGAGCUUAUUAUAUGUUUUAAAAUGUUAAACUAGUAAUGGGCAAUUGUAUGUGCAAGCCUUUGUGUCAAGAAAAUGUAGUGACAGAAUAUAAAGACAAUUUAGGAUACGAUUCAGAGGACGAAACAGGGUCAGAAGAAGGGGAAAACGAAGGCUCGGACGAGAGUAGCGAUAGCGGACCACGUGAAAGGUUUUAUUGUGAGAGGGCAGAAGUAGAAUUCACAAAGAAGAAAGAAAUAACGAGACCGCGGCGGCAAGAUAUAGAUGAACUGGUUCAGCUUGCUGUGAACGAAGACAGAUUGGCCGAAAUGUUGGAGACAGACAUUGAUGAGGACUUCACAACAGACGAGCUCGAGGAAUACUACACUAAGAGAGACGCGCUGGUUGGUGAAUAUACAGAUGAUGUCCUUGAGGCAGAGCUUGUCGUGCUCGGGAUCGAGGCGGACUCCGUCUAUAACAUAGGGGAUAACUACAGACCCCUCGGUGCGCCAAGUGACGUCAUGCUGAGCACUUCGACGUCGUCGGUGUUCAGAUACCUUCAGCAUCUUCAAAGUCCAUCAGUCAUGGCGAGCUUCAUUCGAGUGACCACUGUCAUCCCUGACCGCGGCAGUUAUGAGCGAUACACUCUACAUCCGUGCUACGCAUUCGACUCUCGCUGUUCCCUCCGCGUCUUGUGGACGCCCAACGCAAACGAUGACAACACAAACGACCCGGAUGUGUGGGUCGUCAUAGAAAUAAUGAGAGUGUCCACCAGGUCCGUCGAUCUACACUCGCGGGCAAGCAUUAGUCCUGAUCUUCGCUAUGAGUACCGAAGCUGGAGUUUCAGCAAUUGUAGUCGAAUUAGCUAUAGGAGUGUUGAAUGCAUCGAGUCUGGACUCAGAACGGUUGACCUUUGGGGAAUUUGUGAAUACUUUGAAACCAGACUGAGUGUUCAUUAUGAGGUGAGCCCUUGCCAAAGGCGCAUUUCUAGCGAUACGAGAAUUGAUCUUCAAAGGAACUCAUCCGGUGCACGACAUUUCCUGAACGAAACGAGAAGGCAUUCUAGUGCUGAGCUGAACAGAAACGGUAUGUUAAGGCAAGGUUUCUACUCUGAACAGAGCUUCUAUAGAUGUGUAAGUGAGUGCAGUACACCCUCGCGCAGUGGACAUUCUCAAACAAACCUUCAGGGCAUUUCUGAAUACUUUGAAACCAGACUGAGUGUUCAUAAUGAGAUGAGCCCUUGCCAAAGGCGCAUUUCUAGCGAUACGAGAAUCGAACUUCAAAGGAACGCAUCCGGUGCUCGACAUAUCUUGAAUGAAACGAGAAGGCAUUCUAGUGCUGAGCUGAACAGAAACAGUAUGUCAAGGCAAGGUUUCUACUCUGAACAGAGCUUCUAUAGAUGUGUAAGUGGGUGUAGUACACCCUUGCGCAGUGGACAUUGUCAAACAAACAGCUUUGUACCAAACUUUAUUAACGAGUCCAAAUCCCACGACGUCCGCGCAGCGAUUUCCCAUUUUGAUGACGAAGAACAUGCUUCUUUACGGCAAGCUGACAGCACUAGCUCGAUCUUCGCGUAUUCUAGCCACGCCUCGAUAUUUUCCUCAUCAUCCGUGUGUCUCUCCGCUUACGGACGUUUGCCGCACAAUUCCGAAGGGUCCGCCUCUCAAACUUCUUACGGAUCAAUUGCUUCACACAGGAGCGAAUCAAGCCCUGCAGAAGAAUGUUUAAGCGAUGAUGAAGUUAUAUCAGGCGACAUUCAGCUCCAAGCGCAUGGCACAGUCAAUGUCGUGAAAGCAGGCAUAUCAUAUCACGUCAGAUUUUGCGAAGACGUUAUGGUUGUGGUGCCACCACCGGGUCCCUUCUUUGACUGCGGUAGGAGUUGUUAUUGCAUAGACAACGUUGUUAAAGACGACUUAGUGAAAGACGACGUGGUCAAAGUGGUUCCUAUUCACCCGAUUGUUGAAAACUCGAGUUUGCCUGAAUGUGCAACAGAGGUCACCAAUAAUAAGAAAUUCCAGUUUAAAGGUGCAUUUGCUCGACAUUUCCCUACUGAACGUUACCCCGCCCGCCAGAGCCCUGAACGUGAUCUGAUCGAAGCUGAUGACAUGCCUGAUGCUCAUGUGGAAAAAAACAAAAGUAGAAGGUCUAAAAUAGGCAAAUUCUUAAGAAGAUUAUUUACAAGAUCACGGAAGAAAAGAAAAAGCAAGCCAAGCAGGUCCUAAGGAGAUGGCGAUCAAUUUACUGCAGGACCUUGCAAAUAAAAGGACUUUGUUUAGAUGACUUUUACUUUUCUAGUAACUUUUUUGCAUGUUUGUGUUUUAAGUCGUGGUAACGACGACCCACUUGUGGUCCUGCUGCCGACUGUUUCUUUAUGAUGCAUGCAUUAUUUAAUAAUAUGAGAAAACAAUCAAUAAAUGUAUACAUUUUGAUUAAA
Molecule: messenger RNA, 2474 nt
Organism: Dreissena polymorpha
Lineage: Eukaryota; Metazoa; Mollusca; Bivalvia; Myida; Dreissenidae
Exons: 3
Coding region: 100-2262 (720 amino acids)
Source: RefSeq, a predicted model, not a curated record